Messenger RNA from Beta vulgaris subsp. vulgaris (sugar beet), 1239 nucleotides. RefSeq lists its product as uncharacterized. The coding region runs from base 283 to 666 and encodes 127 amino acids. The record is from RefSeq and is a predicted model, not a curated record. Lineage: Eukaryota; Viridiplantae; Streptophyta; Magnoliopsida; Caryophyllales; Amaranthaceae. The transcript has 3 exons.
UGCUUUUUGGGUGAUGUUGUGGACAUUGGCUAUCUUUACUUUUCUGAAGCAUGUCCAUCGGUCUUACGAUGCCUCCAAGACCUUGUGGUUUGGCAGGAAUGCGAUUGGGAGAAGGAGCCUUCUUGUUCAUUGGCCCACUUCAGAGAUUCUCGGCUUAUUUUUUCUUCUAUAUCACCUCCAGCCUCCACUUCUCAGAGGCCAGGUUUCCAACUCGCUUCUCUGAAUUGCGGAUUAAUUGUCAACCCAAAUAGGUCUUCCUCUACGUCCCACUUGUACCACGUUAUGCUGAUUAUUAUCAAUUCUCUAGAUCCUGAAGUUGAAGGUAGAGAAAGUAAUAUAAAUUACUGGGAAGAACUCCUCUGUGGGGUGUACAGCAUAGAUAUUGAUGCUUCAAGAGCUGGUGCAUGUCUGUCUGGUAAAGUCAGAAAGCAUGAAGGGAUGAACUCUAUGCUAAAAGAUCUUAUCGCGUGGGAGAGGAAGCUGAUUGAGCCUAAGCAUGUGGAGUUAAAAACUUUUAGUUCCUCUCUACUUCUUGGGAAGCCUGACUUGCUUUCAGCUUCUGAUAGUGGAACAUUACGGUCUUCAACUAUCUCACCGGCUGAAAGGGUCUUGGGUGCCCUGAGAAAAUCCAUCACACAACAUACUACCCAGAAUGCAAUUUUCUAGGUGCUAAGCUAAACUGCUUCCUUUUCACCUCCUUUGUCUUAGAUAGAAUAUUUUUCUUUGCGAAUGGCGCAUUGGUAUAUAAUACUCCCUUUGUUUUUUAUUAGUUUACCCACUUCUUUGGGCACAAAGUUUUGGUAUGUGGGUCAUAGAAGGAAAGAGAAAGUAUUAAUUUAUUGGCAUGUUGUAUUGAAGUUAAUGUUGUAGGCCAAGGAAAGUAGAGUGAGAAGAUAAAGAUAAUAUGAAACAAUUGAUGGGACCAUUCCAAAAACAGAAAAAAGUGGUAAACUAAUAAGGGACAACCAAAAAAGGAAAGUGGGUAAACUAAUAAAAACCAGAGGGAGUAUAUUUAUAACCAUGCAGUUUUUCUAGCUUUUGGUGAGCUAUACACUGAGUGUACAUUGCAUAGUUAUUUGUGUGUAGUAUAGACCUUGGUGAUGGUUAAUUCAGAAAAUUGCAUUAAUAGUUACUACGAAAGAAAAGGCACUAUGAAUAUUGGCAUAUGUUGCUUAUGAAACACUCUUAUAUGGAGUAUUCUUAUGAAGUGAGGUGGAGGUUUUGUUCAUUCAAUCUAUU